AUUUUUCAGCAUGUAAAUCUCGUUUGAUUUCUUUAUUAGAAUGUUGGUUCAGCUUGUAAUGCUGAAGAUUUUGUCUUGAUCUUAAUUACGCUUGGUCGGCUUCGUUUAUUUAAUGACUCCCUUUUUGUUCAAUUAAUACGCAUAGAUCUUAGCUUCUUAAUUGCAAAUGGGUGUUCAUCGGGAAUUGAUUGUCAAUUUGAUGUCUUGAUUCGUAAGUUUUUAUUUUAACGUUGCAAUAAAGUGUUCCGUUGUUUUUGGAGGAGAAAUUAUGUUCAUGGAAGUAUCAGUUUAUCGUCUGUAUUUUACUUUUUUGGUAAUGAGGAGAUUAGCCUUCGAGGAGUUUCUGAUUUUGAGCUUGAGUAUACUAAUUGUUUUGACUCAUUCUUUCCUUUCUGAUGUAGUAAGAUUUUCUUCUUUGUUAAAAAAAAAAAUUUUACGUGCAAUUUGGACAUAUUCUCCAUUGUUUAUAUAUGCACAUAUGUAGUAUGUUUUCACAUGAACAGCUGUCUAUUCUCUAGUUGGGUUUAGAUUUGAUAAUAGAUUUCUAGUUAUCUUAUUGCAUCUUUUACUUCACUAGUUUCUUGUAAGAAAAUGUUUCACUUUACAGUUUAAAAAUUUCAACCUACCAUUUGAUAAUAUGUUCGAGACACUACAUUAACUUCCUCUAUUUUUGUUUCACUGAACUCAGUGAAAGGUUACCUUCAAAUGGUAGUAGGCUUUAUCGAGUAACAUAAUGAGUCAUUCAUUCCUAAUACUGAAGAUUGAAAAAAUUGACCCACAAAUCUUUACUCCCUUAUCCAUAUUUUCUCAGGAAAAAUUCUUAGUUUUGAUGUCAACACUUGGUCACAAAAGUCUAAUCUAACAUUAUUUAUAAAGCACUGUCCUCGGCAUUACGCGUGGAUUUGUAAGAAGUGUCUGUUAUGCACAAUUGUUAAAUUGACUCGCACCUGUUUGAUUGUUGUCCUCAGAGAAUGGACUCACUCCCGGAUGCCAUUGUUCAGUAUAUAUUGUCACACAUCAACAAUGCACGGGAUGUAGCAGUUUGUAAUACUGUAUCCAAACGGUGGAAGGAAUCAAUGCCUUUCAUUAGAAGCCUCUACUUUCCUCGCAACUCUUUCGAUAAGCACUCGGGCAGUGAUGGUACUGAUAACAUUGUCAUGGAGAUGGUUUCGUCUAUUGCUUAUUUAGAGGAGCUCGUUGUGUACAGCCCGUUCACAAGUGCAGGCCUUGCUUCAUGGCUACUGCUCACAGGUUUAUCCCUUAAGAAACUUGAGCUUAGAAUGGACAAUCUUGCUGACUAUCAAGCCUGUCUUGAGAGACCUUCAAAGUUGGAUUGCCUUAGCACAGCAAAGAAUUUAGAGUCAUUAAAGCUCUGGGGUGUGCUGAUGGUUAAUUCGCCCAAAUGGGAUGUUUUCCCUAACCUUAAAAACCUUGAAAUAGUUGGUGCAAAAUUGGAAGACAAUGCCUUGUCUACUGCGCUUCUUGCCUGUCCUAAUUUAACAAAGUUGCUGUUGCUUGGUUGUGAAGGAGUUAGAUCCUUUUCUAUUCAGAUGCCAUUUUUGGAGGAGUGUAAACUGGACUUUUAUGGCUUGGGCAACUCUUCACUGUCUCUCACUUGUCCGAAAAUUGCAUCCCUUGAGGUGCAGGGUUGCAGUUGGAUUCGAGUUCGUGAAACUAACUUUUUGAAGAAUCUAUCAGUUUCCAAUAAUACUGGAAGAGUGUACAUGGUGGAUUUUGGGAAGCUUGCAGCUCUUGAGUUUUUGUCAAUCAGGGGGGUCCAAUGGUGUUGGGAUGCAAUAAGCAAAAUGCUUGAAUGGGCAAGUGAAGUGAAGCACCUAUACAUGAAGGUUGAAUUCACUGGAGAUUUUGAAGCCCUUUUACCUUUCCCAGAGGUUGACUUUGUCCAAUUCUUUAACAGCCAUCCCAAGCUUCAAAAAUUUGACGUCCAUGGAGCCAUGUUUGCUGCUCUUUGCCAAAAGAACAGCCUGAAGAAAGUGGAACCAGGGUUUUUGAUUCCAUGUCUAGAAGAGGUAGUGAUCACGGUGAGAUCGCCAUUAAAUGCUGAACAGAAAAUGAGCACGCUCGAAUCACUGUUGAAGUACGGGAAGAAUUUGAAGGCAAUGAUAAUAAGGAUUCUUCAAAUGAAAAGCAGCCAUAGCAGUUCAGACGAUUUCUUUGACGAAAUCUGCAGGUUUAGGUACAUGAAUAGCAAGAUAGUUCGAAUAGAAUAAAAAAGAUGAGAUGGGAGCUCUUUCUCUCCCUGUCAUUUAACCAAAUUUCCAUUCACAUUUUCUUGUUCAUUGCUCUUAACAUUUUUGACGGUUAAUUUGAUGAGAAUUCUGAACAUUGUUAAGUCAAAUCAUUUCCCCUCAGUAACAAUGCUUUUU
Molecule: messenger RNA, 2387 nt
Organism: Carica papaya (papaya)
Lineage: Eukaryota; Viridiplantae; Streptophyta; Magnoliopsida; Brassicales; Caricaceae
Source: RefSeq, a predicted model, not a curated record